AUGAGUAAGGUGACAGUUGCCAAUACGCCUCAUAAGAACACAAUAGCUCUAAACCAAUGCAGCAAGAGUGUGACAACUCAAGGUCAGCAAACUCGCUUGGUUUCACCAGAAGCCGACACGCGCCGAUCUCGUCAGCUUCUUCUUCGCUCAUUCGCGCCGAUCUGGAGUGCUGGAGUUAUCCUGUAUAUUUUACUUUGCGGUGUUCCACCUUUCUGGGCAGAAACUGAACAAGGGGUAGCACAAGCAAUUAUUCGAUCUGUCAUUGAUUUCAAGAGGGAUCCUUGGCCAAGAGUUUCUGAUAAUGCGAAGGACCUGGUAAAGAAAAUGCUUGAUCCUGAUCCAAAAAGGCGGCUGACUGCCCAGGAAGUGCUUGAUCAUACUUGGAUACAAAAUGCCAAGAAGGCCCCAAAUGUCCCACUUGGUGAGACUGUGAGAGCAAGGCUGAAACAAUUUUCCAUAAUGAACAAGCUGAAGAAAAGAGCCCUUGGGGUUAUAGCCGAGCAUUUGUCAGUUGAGGAAGUAGCUGGCAUAAAAGAGGCAUUUCAAAUGAUGGACACUGGCAACAAGGGCAAAGUAACCAUAGAAGAGCUUCGAAGUGGUGUACAACAGCUUGGGCAGCAGAUUCCUGAUCCAGAUCUUCAAAUACUAAUGGAAGCUGCUGAUGUUGAUGGUGAUGGAGCUCUGAACUACGGAGAGUUUGUUGCAGUUACUGUUCACCUUAAAAGGAUGGCGAAUGAUGAGCACCUACAUAAAGCUUUCGCAUUCUUUGAUCAAAACCAAAGUGGUUUCAUAGAAAUUGAAGAAUUGCGAAAUGCUUUAAAUGAUGAUGUUGACGCAGGUGGUGAGGAAGUCAUCCAUGCGAUUAUGCAUGAUGUGGACACAGACAAGCAUCAAGAAUUGCAAUAUUACCUCUUCUUAGUGUCACAACCUCUUUUGUUGCUGAAGAAGAUACUAUUGGAACUGCGAGUCCCAAGGCAAACCAGAAUGAUUACCUGGAAACAGGUUUAUCAAUCAAUGGUGAAACUAAACAGUUGAUCCCCAAAAGGGGUACUGACCAGAAUGCAUACAACUCAAAACCAGUUGGUGCAAGCUUUGAAAUAGUUACAACCAAUCAUCGAAAGAGGUACAUCCCGUCUGCGUCACCAGCAAUGGUAAUUGGCAGCAUCCUUAGCCUCAUCCAAGCCAUAUUCCUCAUAUCAGCAGCAAAACCUCAAUUGAACUUUAUGGGGUCAGUUCUGAUCCCCUAUGCUAAAACCUCCACUGCAGUACUUGAUGAUGCUGAGGAUUCCCCUAUGCAGCUAUGCUAAAGUAUCUUCAACAUGAAUCUGCUUAUCACAGUAACUGCAAUUCUAGAUCAACCACGCUCUGCGUACUCCCAAGUAGAUAGACUUCAUAUAAUUUCUGAUGUUCUAAAUUUUGUGGGCAUCAAUUAUUGCAUGAGUAUAUUGGCACAAAGUAGCUUGACUAAUAAAUAUGGCCGACAAGUCAUUGUGCACUUGCAGGGAUACCUAGUGGUGGACGAAGAACCAUUGGCUAUAGUUCCUUUGGGGAUUGACUUGGUUGAUGAUUAUCCACACUCAACCUCAAUGGUCUGUAUACCAUUGAACCACGACUUCUGCAUUGUCCAGCCACACCCUCACCUACAAAGACCCUCUAGCUUCGUUAGGGAUGUUGACUACAUAGUUCAUUGGCAAUACCAUAAUUCCAACCUUUGUGAACUUGCUGAUGUUCUCAAGAAUCUGUUUCGUAGUCAAACACCAAUAGUACGAAAGCCGGAGUUUUGCCAUUGCAGGGCCAUGUUUACAGGCGAGUGUGAUUGUUCUUGUCCUUCCGAUUUGAUACGUAGUAAAAAAAAAUCUCUCUUUAAUUCCCAACUUCAAUAGAAAAAACAGAGAAACAGAAGAACAUACAUAAAGAGAGAUUUUUUUAACUACGUACCAAAUCGGAAGGGCGAGGACAAUCACACUCGUCUGUAAACAUGACCCUGCAAUGGCAAUACUUCGGCUUUCGUAUUAUUGGUGUUUGAUUACGAAACAGAUUCUUGAGAACAUCAGCAAGUUCACAAAGGUUGGAAUUAUGGUAUUGCCAAUGAACCAUGUAGUCAACAUCUCUAACGAAACUAGAGGGUCUUUGUAGGUGGGGGUGUGGCUGGACAAUAUAGGAGUCGUGGUUCAAGGGUAUAUAGACCAUUGAGGCUGAGUGUGGAUAAUCAUCAACUAAGUCGAUCCCCAAAGGAACUAUAGCCAAUGGUUCUUCGUCCAUCACUAGGUAUCUCUGCAGGUACACAAUGACUUGUCGGCCAUGUUCAUUAGUCAAGCUACUUUGUGCCGAUAUACUCAUGCAAUAAUUGAUGUCCACAAAAUUUAGAACAUCAGAAAUUAUAUGGAGUCUAUCUACUUGGGAGUACGCAGAGCGUGGUUGAUCUAGAAUUGCAGUUACGAUGAUAAGCGGAUUCAUGUUUGAAAUCAACUCAAAGCUCAACUCUAGUAUUUUCAAACUCACAACUCAACUCUCUAGUCUCUUCAAACUCCCAACUCAACUCUCUAGUCUCUUCAUAUAUAUAGAAUGAGAAUCUGUUUGUUAGUGGGCAUAUCAUUUACAUGCAAUUGAGAUUUUGUUUCCAGUCAAAGAUAGACUACAAAAAGGCAUGUAAUGCAAAUGAUCUGAAUCAAAAAAGCUGCUAAGAUAUGUUUGUUGGAAUAAAGUUGUCAUAGUUUUAUUAUGUCUAUGCGAUAUUUCGUUUGUAUGGCUUGAGAACAUUGUGAAGGAAUAAUGUACGACCCCCAUAUUUGGAGAGUUAUUUUUCUAUAUAUGGUUUUAAAGCA
Prunus dulcis (almond) is the source of this 2825-nucleotide messenger RNA. RefSeq names its product calcium-dependent protein kinase 8-like. The record is from RefSeq and is a predicted model, not a curated record. Gene Ontology annotation, molecular function: calcium-dependent protein serine/threonine kinase activity; calmodulin binding; ATP binding. The coding region runs from base 1 to 1035 and encodes 344 amino acids. Gene Ontology annotation, biological process: protein autophosphorylation; peptidyl-serine phosphorylation; intracellular signal transduction. NCBI's taxonomy places the organism in Eukaryota, Viridiplantae, Streptophyta, Magnoliopsida, Rosales, Rosaceae. The transcript has 9 exons. Gene Ontology annotation, cellular component: cytoplasm; nucleus.